ACUCCCCUCUUGAAGGAUUCGGGCCAAUCCGUUCAGCUCACAUGACUUCAUCCAAACAAGUUUCUUGUCACCUCAGGCAGCAACUGAACCCACAGCUUUUUAACUUAGGUGGCCCCCAACGAAGGAGUUUCCAUCCCCCUCAAAAGGGACUAUAAAAUUAUGACAACCGAAGGAGUGAGAGGCGAGCACAGGGUCGCACUCAACCCUCACGCGACCCUUUUUCUUGCUCAGUCUCUGAUUCACUCCUGGGCUCGGUAGUCGGCUUCGGCGCGCCUGGAGGACCCCUUCCUCCGGAGACUCCUGGCCAAAGCAAAAGCAGAAAACGCAGGCAUUACUCCCACCCUCCGGUAUGACCGAUCACAAGGGGAGUCAGGCAGAGGGGGCGCUAUGUUGGGGUCUGUUCUGGUGGGGCAGGUGCCGGGCAGGUUCUGAGCAGGCAGCGCCGAGGUCGCCCAGGUUCCCGACAGGCUCCACGCGGGGGGCCUUGUCUGCGCCUUCGCUGUUGCCGCCGCCGCCGCCGCCGCUGCCGCGGUAGCUGGGGGUCGGUGAGAGGUGGAGCUGUCGCGCACCCUGUGGAGUCCGUCUGUGUUGCUGUUUUUGCCUGACGAGUCUUCUUUUCUGCGUCGCUCCCUGACUCCCGUGGUGUCGAGGGGGAGCCCCUGCGGACACCUGGGCGCGCAGCGGAGAUGCCUCUCUUUGCCACCAAUCCCUUCGAUCAGGAUGUUGAGAAAGCAACGAGUGAGAUGAAUACUGCUGAGGAUUGGGGCCUCAUUUUGGAUAUUUGUGAUAAAGUCGGUCAAUCUCGAACUGGACCUAAAGAUUGUCUUCGGUCUAUUAUGAGGAGGGUGAACCAUAAAGAUCCUCAUGUUGCUAUGCAAGCUCUGACUCUUCUAGGAGCAUGUGUAUCAAACUGUGGCAAAAUUUUUCAUUUAGAAGUAUGUUCAAGAGAUUUUGCUAGUGAGGUGAGCAACGUACUAAACAAGGGUCAUCCUAAAGUCUGUGAAAAAUUAAAGGCUCUUAUGGUUGAAUGGACAGAUGAAUUUAAGAAUGAUCCACAGCUUAGUCUAAUAUCAGCAAUGAUUAAGAACCUUAAGGAACAAGGAGUUACAUUUCCAGCUGUUGGCUCUCAGGCUGCUGAACAAGCGAAAGCGAGCCCAGCAUUGGUUGCCAAAGAUCCUGGUACUGUGGCUAACAAAAAAGAAGAAGAAGAUUUAGCAAAAGCUAUUGAGCUGUCCUUGAAGGAACAAAGGCAGCAGUCAACCGCCCUUUCUACUUUGUACCCAAGCACAUCCAAUCUCUUAACUAACCACCAGCAUGAAGGCCGAAAAGUUCGUGCUAUAUAUGACUUUGAAGCUGCUGAAGAUAAUGAACUUACUUUUAAAGCUGGAGAAAUAAUUACAGUUCUUGAUGACAGUGAUCCCAACUGGUGGAAAGGUGAAACCCAUCAAGGCAUGGGGUUAUUUCCCUCUAAUUUUGUGACUGCUGAUCUUACUGCUGAACCAGAAAUGAUUAAAACGGAGAAGAAGACGGUACAAUUUAGUGAUGAUGUUCAAGUAGAAACAAUAGAGCCAGAACCGGAGCAAGCCUAUAUUGAUGAAGACAAAAUGGACCAAUUGCUACAAAUGUUGCAAAGUACAGAUCCCAGUGAUGAUCAGCCAGAUCUUCCAGAGUUACUUCAUCUUGAAGCAAUGUGUCACCAGAUGGGACCUCUCAUUGACGAAAAGCUGGAAGAUAUUGAUAGAAAACAUUCAGAACUCUCAGAACUUAAUGUUAAAGUGAUGGAAGCACUUUCACUGUAUACCAAGUUAAUGAAUGAAGAUCCAAUGUAUUCCAUGUAUGCAAAAUUACAGAAUCAGCAGUAUUAUAUGCAGUCAUCUGGUGUUUCUGGUUCUCAGGUCUAUCCAGGGCCUCCCCAAAGUGGUGCUUACCUGGUUGCAGGGAGUGCACAGAUGAGCCAUCUCCAGAGCUACAGUCUUCCCCCAGAGCAGCUGUCUUCUCUCAGCCAAGGAGCAGUUCCACCAUCUGUAAACCCAGCCCUUCCCAGUCAGCAGACUCAGGCUUCUUACCCUAACACAAUGGUCAGUUCUGUUCAAGGAAAUACAUACCCCAACCAGGCUUCAGUAUAUAGUCCUCCUCCUGCUGCUGCUGCUGCUGAUGUCACUAUAUACCAGAAUGCAGGAACUAAUAUGUCCCAGGUGCCGAACUAUAAUUUGACAUCAUCAACGCUGCCUCAGCCAGGAGGCAGUCAACAGCCACCUCAGCCACAGCAACCGUAUUCUCAGAAGGCUCUGCUAUAGGACUUGGGAUGCCUCUUUGUGGCAAAUACCUGCUAGAUGCCGCUGACAAUGUUAUGAGGUUCUUUAAUAUCAUAAGGUUUGUUUAUCCUCAGCUUAUAGGAAUCUAUCUUGGUCUACAGGUUCAAAUAUUCAAGAAGGUAGAACUCUCUUCAAUUUGCACUGACUUUUUAGAGGUUCUCCCUUCCCCUCCCCUAGAGGAUUGAAACUACUUACAACAUUUAAUUCCUUUCAUAAUAUGAAAGAAUUGAUACAAGAUUAUUUGUCUCAUGAAAUUACCUGGUCUGCAAAAGUCAAACUUACAAAAAACCGUUGUGGCAAAUGUUAUGUACAUAUAUUGCUGUGUAACUUCAUUGGUGGCCAUUUUGAAUCACAGUGGUGAUCAUGUGAAUAUAUUUAACACUGUUAAAUUAAUUUACAUUGCUAUUUUAUUUUAAUCAUGAACAACUACCAUGUCUCAUAAUGUUUUGUGUAAAUUCAAGAUAAUUACACUGUCCCUUUAAACUGCAAGAGAACGACGCUGUAGCAUAUUUACGUGAAGGCAUUAUGUUGUCCAUGUUUCAGUUUCACAUUAAACUGAACCUUCCCUUGACUAAUUGUGAGCUAAACUUACGUAUUUUAUAUCUUUCUGUAGCCUCUGCAUACUACUCGCUGUCAUCAUACCAGCGUACAGUAGCUAAAUUUUUGGUUCACGUACAGCAAAUGAUGAUGUUCCCUUUUGAACUUUUACAUUUCGGCAUGAUAUUUCAGAAUAUUGUGGGACCAUGAGACAAAAUUAAGUAGGAUCACAUUCUUUAUAUCUUAUUUUUAAAGGAAUAAUGUUGAUUUACUUUUUCCUAGUUGAAGAUAGUAAUUAGAUUUCUAAGCUGUAUACUGUGUUUAUUGGUGGCAGUGACACCAAAGAUAGAGGCAAUGGAUAGAAAUUUUUAAACUGGAAAGAAAACAUGAAUUACACUACAUUUUCAAAGUCUCUUGUAAUUAUUUAGGAUAUAAACAAAAUUUGAUUCAUCUGUCUUUUCCCACUAUUAGUCUUUUAAAUAUGUCUUUAACAAUUGUAUCCUUUAAUUGUUCAUUAAAAUGGAUAUAAGUAGAUGUUUCAAAGUAUUCUAUAUUCUGGUUUUGCUUAAGAGUUUGUAUAUUUAUUCUUAUCUUUCAAACUGGACUUUUGGGGCUCCUCUCAAAGUUCUAAUGGAAUUAUUUUGACUUCCUGUUCAGGAGUGUUUUUGAAUGAAGGCUUUCCUUUUGAUCUACAUGAAAUAUGUUUUCCACUGACAUUUUAAUCUUCUUAAAUAUUUAUCAUUUCCCUAGUUGUGCUAUACUGCUAUUUCAUACUAUUUAAACAAAUGAAAAAUUGAGUUCAGCAUUAUAUUAAAUGAAUUGACUUAAUAUGUUUCACACCAUAAAUGAAAAUUUAAUUUGUAUUUUCUAAGACUACUGUAAUCAGGUAACUCGUUCCUUUCCUUUUUGACAAACGAUUCCAUCUGUGGCAAGUAAUCUUAAUGGUGACUAAUGUUAUAGGUUCAAAUUUACAGCAUUGUCUUCAACUUCAUUAUGUCACCCUAGUGUUGUGUUAUCCUGAGUUUAGAGUAUGUUUCCCUCAAAACAGUAAUUUUAAAACUUGAAUUCACACUUUACACUAAAAACAUUUUUAAUAUGUUGUUUCUUGAUAAACAUUGUCAAACAGAUUAUAAUCUUUUUCACUCCAAUUUGAAUAUUCUAGUUUAACUGAUAGACUUUUGCCAAGUCAUGUUGUAUUUUUCUCUUUGUCUUUUGAUAAAUUUCUGUUUACCAAUGGCAAAUGUAUCAUUUUCCCAGUUUAUCUUGAUAUCCUUCAUGCUGUAACAUCAAUUAUACAGUCUCUAGAAUGCUUUUUGACCUAUAAAAGUCAAUGAAUGGUGAGAUUUAAAAAAGCUGCCCUUAUUACAAUGCAUAUACCUUUUUCUUACCUAUUACUAGCCUUAUAAAGGUUUAAAUGAUGAGCACUUAAAAUUGAUACUGUAUUAGUUUGUGCUUUGCAUUUAUUUGGUAUAAAAGUACCACAUAGAAAAAUUCCACUGGAAAGGAACCCCUGGAUUUUCCAUCAUUCAGAUGACAUGUCAAGGAUAGAAAUAAGAAAGGACCAUUUAGGAGCACAGAUGAUUCUGUUCUGUAACCAGUGUAUGUGUCAUACUUUCAAAAAGUCUUUUAAAAAUAUAGCCGCCCCCUCCCUUUUUUAAGGUGUAGAAUUACUUAUAAUUCUUAAUUUAUAAUUUAUUUAUAAUUAAUUUAUAAUUCUUAAAUAUAAAUUUUAUAUUAUUUAUAUUAUUUAUAAUUCUUAAUUUAUUAUUUAAGGUAUAGAGUUACUUAUAAUUCUUAAUUAUUUAGAAUUAUAAUUCUUAAAUAUAAAUUUUAUAUUAUUUAUAAAAUGAAUUAACUAUAAUGUAGAUUUCUGUGAAGAAAAUUUUACUUCUCAGUUUAUUUCCUUUAUAGAAUUUGAGUGUGUAUACAUAAACAUGAAUUUUUCCAUGAGUGUAUAUACACUCAUGGAAAUAUUCAGCCAGUUACGGUCUAGCAUAAGUAACUGACAUACCCAUGGCCAGUUGGAUGUUAUAAUCUUACCCGUGCCAUAAACCUCCUAGGACUAAUGUGUAGUAUGUACUUACUGUGAUUUUACAGUCUUCCCAACUCUAGGAUCAUCCUUUUCUGUACCUCUCUCUCCUUCUCAGUGAGGUACCAUUUUAGGGGCCUAGAGAUUCCAGUCUUUAUGUUACAAACUUCUGGAACUUUGUUUCUAUACCUUUUAAUUUUUGUAUUUAAAAUGCUCAAUAGACCACUAACUUUUUUUUUUUUUGUACAAUUUUCAUGUAUAUAUGACAUGUAUAAUUCAGCUCUGAAAUAUCUUUAGUCCAAAGCUUCAAGUUUAUAUAAGACAUAUUAGUGUCCUAUAUGAUAAACUAUGCAGCUUUAUAAAAACUGUUAUUUUCUGAAAUGAGGUCCAUUGGUAUUACUGCUCAAAUGCUCUUUUUAAUACUUUAAAAUCACUGUUUUCUUUUCUCAUCUAUUUCCUUGGUUUAUUAUUUUAUUAGCAAUUGUACUAAUAAUUAUAGCUUUCUGUUAUAUCACUUUUUAAAUAUUUAAUAAGAAAAAUGUAAAGUUUUCAUUCUUGUAUCAUUUUCUUUUCCUUUUUUUUUAAUCAGCUAACUGCCUUCACCCUUCAAAAUAUAUAGAAGAAACUUAGCUAAAUAUUUUCUGAAGGCCUUAUGUUCAGUUAUCUUUUAUUUUAGAAUCAUGGUUUGAGUAAGUAUUCUUGUCAAGUAUUAGAUUAUUUUCCAUACUAUUUAUGAUGAUAUGCUCCCUCCAGUUUUUAAUCAAAGCUGAGUUUUAUGUAUUCUUUUUUAGUAUGACCUUUCUUUGAAAUUAUAAAACUUAAGUAAUUUUUUCUGAAGUUUUCCUAGAUUCAACACUUUUUUCCUUAUGUUCUAGAGCAUUUUAAAUUUUAGUAUUUAAAAUCAUAGAUUUCCUUGCUGAACAAAAUUUUGCAUUUUAUUUGUGAUAACUUGUGGUCAUUCUUUGCUGAUUUUCUGACUCUUUUUCUUAUGCUAUUACUUCCCACUACCACUGUUGUUUCUUUGCUGCUUCUUGUAGUUUCUUAGAAUUUCAGAUAAGGAUUACAUAUUAAAUUAUUGAGUCAGCAUUCCCUGAUAAAAGCAAAAAGGACUGGUUUUAAUGGUCUUCCGGUGGUCAGAAACUUAAAAAUAGAUAUGUCUAUUUUAGAGAAGAAUUGUAUCCCGAUUUUUUUAUCAGAUACCCUCAUCAGUAACAAAUAUUUUUAAGUAUACAGCUUCAAAAUAUAUAUGUAUAUGUACUUACAAAUUGUACAGGUUCUACUGUGGCAAUAUAUAUUGUACGUUAUGCAACACUCUGAAAAAUAGACAUCUUAGAAGAGUCAGAGAAAAAGAAUAUUAAUAGAAAUUCUAAUAUUUUCCUUCCAUAUCUCUGGUUCAUUUUUUCUGUGUCCUAGGAUGUGUCUAUCUGAUUUGGAGACCACUGCUUUAGAGGUUAAGAUUAGACAGAGAGAGGGAGUGGGAGAUUAUUACUAAAUUGGCCUGUUGAAGUAAGUAUCUGAUACUAAGUAUCUGGUGCUUUUCCCAGCAACUUUUUAUGCUGAGAAUUUUCAGACCUAUAGAAAGAUUGAAAGAAUUAAUACAUUGAACACCCAAAUACUCUGUCUAGAUUCACUAAUCAAUAACAUUUUGUCCCAUUUGCUUUAUUUCUUUAUGUAUGUUUAGAUGCACACGUGUAUAUAUAUAUAUAUGUGUCUCUAUGUGUACAUACACACUGUCUUGUGUGAAUAGAGAAGUUACAAACAUUGUGAACCAUACUCCUAAGUAUUUAAUCAUGUAUCUUGUAAGGAUAAGUACAUUCUUCUAUGUAACCUAAACCUUUAUCACAUCUAAGAAAAUUAACCGUAAUUCUAUGAUAUUAUUGUUAUCAAAUGUCCCCAAACUGUUAUAUAUAGUUAAUUUUUUGAAUAUCCAGUAAUAUGCACCACAUUUCUUCUUUAUUCUUUAUUAAUCUGUAUUAAUCUUCUUGCCUUUUUUCCUCCCUGCUACUGAUUUUUUAAAGAUGUAUACUGGUUGUCGCACAGAAUUCCACAUGCUGGAUUUAUCUCUUUAUGGUGUUAUUAGACUUAAUGCUCCAUUUUGAUUAUAGUACUUUAUUACUUAAUCCUAAGGGAAUUAGAGUUAGAACCAUAUGAUUUAUGGUUAAAAUUAUUAAAAUUUUCAGGCUCAUUAUCAGAAAACCGUACAUAGAAAUGAACAUUAUUAACCUUGAAGUGUAUUACCUUAAAGUAUAUAACAGGCUGUAUGCUCAGCUCAUUGAUAUAACGUUAUAUCAUAGCUCAGUAGUUUUGUGGCUUUUUUUUUUUUUUAUCUUAUUUAUUCAUUUGAGAGAGAGAGAGAAAGCGCGAGCAUGGUGGAGGGGCAGAGGGAGAGGGAUAAGCAGACCAUUCCCUGCUGAGCAGGGAGCCCCAAGGCAGGGCUUGAUCCCAGGAUCCUGGAAUCACAACCUGAGCUUAAGGGAGACGCUUAACUGACUGAGCCACCCAGAUGCCCUUGUGUUCUUCAUUUUGAAUUGCAUUUAGAAUCUGAAGGAGAUUUGUGCCUUUAAAAAAAAAUAGCCUCCUUUUUCCUCCAUUCAAACCAAAGUCAGCUUUUCUCAAGUUCAUCUACUGAUUGAUUCACUGUGAUGGCUUUUUAAGUAGUUUUUAGAAAUGUAACCAACAAUUAUAGGACUUUAUGUUGUUUGUUUUGUUUUGUUUUUAAGUAGGCUCCAUGCCAGUGUGGAGCCCAAUGCAGGGCUUGAACUCAUGACCCUGAGAUGCAGACCUGAGCUGAGAUCAAGGUUUGGAUGCUUAACCAACUGAGCUACCCAGGUGUCCCAGGACUUUGUUUUUUAGAUGCAUGCAUUUUGGCAUGUUUAUUUUAAAGGACUUCUCAUUACCUUAUAGUCAUAUCUUGUGUUAAGAUACUGAAAUCACUGAAGAGGGAGGAAAAUCCUUUCUUCUUAAAAGUUUUCAUUGUUACUUCUUUUCCUCAAGUUGGUUACCAAACUGGAAUCAGACCAAGUAAAAUUUAUAACCACAGUCAAGUUAGAAACAAGUGCAAGUUACAGUAAUGUACCCUAUCAGGUUAUUAAAUAGCUGGGGUUAGGACCUUAGAUUAUUUCGGUUGGUUAAUGGCUUUUUAAAAAAAAAGGGGAAUAUUUGUAAUCCCUUGUUUCUGUGGCAGGAUAUAGGAAGGUUUGUUUUGUUUUUAGGAAGUUUAAGGAAUGUUUUCCCUUAAUUAUAUGUAAUAUAAUCUGUUAGCCAGUUUAGAUGCCAAAUAUUAUGAAACAUCCAUGUGAUAUGCUUUUUUCCUCAGAACCAAACACACACACAAGAGUACCCCUAUGCUACUUUGGAACUUGUACCUCCUCCCUCAGAGAAAAGAAGGUUUCAGUAUAAAUAUUCUUGAUGUUCUGUAAUUUAAAAAUAGAUAACACACUCUAAAUGAGUUGCUUAAAGUGACUGAAGAAGUUGUAAUCAAGGAUACAGGUAAAUUCACUUAAUACUUUUCAAAGAGGUGGGCAGCCUGGGUGGUGCAGUCGGUUAAGCAUCUGACUCUUGGUUUCUGCUCAGGUCCUGAUCUCCGGGUUGUGAGUUCAAGCGUCAUGUUGGGCUCUGUGCUCACUGCAGAGUCUGCUUAGGACUCUCUCUGCCUCUCGUCCACCCCCCUCCUCCCACCCCUUCUUUAUCUCGUUCUCUUAAAAAAAAAAAAAAAAAAAAAAACUUCCCAAAGAGGCUUCACAAUAGCCAAGUCCAUUUCUAUAAAUGGUGGAUGGCACAUGAUAAAAUGGUUUCAUUAAUUUGCAUUGUAAAAUCUAUCAGUUUGUGACCACAUGGGUUUCUUGUAAAGGAAGUGGUGGUACUUUUCGGUUGAGGAGAAGAGUAAGAAUAAGAACUAAAUUAGAUUGUUUACUGGAGUUCUAUUCUGCUAUGAAGUGGAAAUUUCAAUUCAUUGCCCUAAGGAAAUCAGAAGAUUAGAUUUUAACACAGAUAUAUAUCUUUUUUUUUUAAAUUUUAUUAUGUUAGUCACCAUACAGUACACCAUUAGUUUUUGAUGUGGUGAUCCACGAUCCAUUGUUUUCGUAUAACACCCAGUGCUCCAUGCAGUACGUGCCCUCCUUAAUACCCAUCACCGGGCUAACCAAUCCCCCCUCCCCGCUCCCCUUUAAAACCCUGUUUGUUUCUCAGAGUCCAUAGUCUCUCAUGGUUCAUCUCUCCCUCCGAUUCCCUCCCUUCAUUUUUCCCUUCCUUCUCCUAAUGUCCUCCAUGCUAUUCCUUAUGUUCCACAAAUAAGUGAAACCAUAUGAUAAUUGACUUCCUCUGCUUGACUUAUUUCACUUAGCAUAAUCUCCUCCAGUCCCAUCCAUGUUGAUACAAAAGUUGGGUAUUCAUCCUUUCUGAUGGCUGAGUAAUAUUCCAUUGUAUAUAUGGACCACAUCUUCUUUAUCCAUUCAUCUGUUGAAGGGCAUCUCGGCUCUUUCCACAAUUUGGCUAUUGCGGACAUUGCUGCUAUGAACAAUGGGGUGCAUAUGGCCCUUCUUUUCACUACAUCUGUGUCUUUGGGGUAAAUACCCAGGAGUGCAAUUGCUGGGUCAUAGGGUAGCUCUAUUUUUAAUUUUUUGAGGAACCUCCACACUGUUUUCCAAAGUGGCUGUACCAACUUGCAUUCCCACCAACGGUGUAAGAGGGUUCCCCUUUCUCCACAACCUCUCCAACAUUUGUUGUUUCUUUCCCUGUCCAUUUUUGCCAUUCUAACUGGUGUAAGGUGGUAUCUCAAUGUGGUUUUGAUUUGGAUUUCCCUGAUGGCUAAUGAUGAUGAACAUUUUUUCAUGUGUCUGUUAGCCAUUUGUAUGUCUUCUUCAGAGAAGUGUCUUUUCAUGUCUUCUGCCCAUUUUUUGACUUGAUUAUUUGUUUUUUGGGUGUUGAGUUUGAGAAGUUGUUUAUAGAUCUUGGAUACCAGCCCAUUAUCUGUAGUGUCAUUUGCAAAUAUAUUCUCCCAUUCUUUGGGUUGCCUCUUUAUUUUGUUGACUGUUUCCUUUGCUGUGCAGAAGCGUUUUAUCUUGAUGAAGUCCCAAAAGUUCAUUUUUGCUUUUGUUUCACUAGCUUUUGGAGAUGUAUCUUGAAAGAAAUUCCUGUGGCCGAUGUCAAAGAGGUUACUGCCUAUGUUCUCCUCUAGGAUUUUGAUGGAUUCCUGUCUCACAUUGAGGUCUUCCAUCCAUUUUGAGUUUAUCUUUGUGAAUGGUGUUAGAGAAUGGUCGAGUUUCAUUCUUCUGCAUGUGGCUGUCCAAUUUUCCCAGCACCAUUUAUUGAAGAGACUGUCUUUUUUCCAUUGCAUAUUUUUUCCUGCUUUGUCGAAGAUUAUUUGACCAUAGAGUUGAGGGUCCAUAUCUGGGCUUUCUAUUCUGUUCCAUUGGUCUGUAUGUCAACACAGAUAUAUCUUUUGUCAAAAGAAUAUCUUGCUAGAUAGUGAUCUUGGGCAGAUUCAUGAGAAUCUCUCUGGGCUGCCUUCUCUUUUAUAAAUUGUAGUGUAGGUAUAACUACAAAAUUCUUUGUUUUUUUUUGUUUUUUUAAAGAUUUUAUUUAUUUAUUUGACAGAGACACAGCGAGAGAGGGAACACAAGCAGGGGGAGUGGGAGAGGGAGAAGCAGGCUUCCCGCAGAGUGGGGAGCCCGAUGUGGGGCUCAAUCACAGGACCCUGGGAUCAUAACCUGAGCCAAAGGCAGAUGCUUAAUGACUAAGCCACCCAGGCGCCCCACUACAAAAUUCUUUGAAGCUUGCCGAACAUCUGUGCUUUAGAUCCUCUACCUCUGUCCACCUUAAAUAUCCCUGACAUUCCACCUGAAUAAUUCACGUCUGGCACUGCAAUUACCCUCUUGUAGCUUAAAGGAGGAGGAUGGGAUGGGGUGGAGUACUGUAGUACUGAAACUUAGGGAUAUGAUUUCUGACAUUCAUAAUAUACUUUCUGAAAGUAAUUGUGAUGUUUUAUUAGCAAACGCUUGAGCCUUUUGUUUAUGUUUGAGCAACCUCACCAGGGACAUCUACAUUCCAGGUAGAAGUGCUUUCAUUUAAUAGUACUUUCAUUUUCACUGGUGCUGAUUUGGGGUGGUCGUGGUAGGGAAUUAUUAAUCACAGCUCUGAAGCAUAUACUGCUUUUGUUUUUAAGACAUAUAUAUAUAUGUCAUUUAUUUUAUAAGCAUUUAUUUUAAACAUUCUGUACAGAAUUUAUAUUUCUCAUAUACAUUUAUAUACAACAGCUCCUGGAAAAAGUAUCUAGAAAACAAUGAGUUAUAAACAGCAUUUGAUUAAUAAGCCAUGUAUAUAAAUAUAAGCACAAAUAUAAAUGCUUAUAUUUAUCUUAUAUAUUUAUUUAUAACAUAUAUAUAUGUUGAGAGAGAGAACGAGCGGGGUUGGGGCAGAGGGAGAGGGAGAAGCAGGCUCCCCGCAGAGCAGAGAGCCCGAUCCAGGGCUCAAUCCCAGGACUAGAGAUCAUGACCUGAGCCAAAGGCAGCCGCUUAACAGAAUGAGCCACCCAGGCGCCCCGCAUAUAGUUUUUGUAUAUUGCUUCAAACUAAAGGAGAUAUGUAGCAUCAGACUAUGUAAAAUGUUACUGUUCUUGAUGUCCUCGUAGACAAAGUAGGUGAUGCUGGAGUCCAUGUGCUACUCUGGCCUUCCUUCAGCUGUUUAGUAAGCAGAUUGAGACAUUAAAGUGCUGGCUGAGCGUUUAUUUCUAAUAUUCCAAAUAAGAUGUAGAAUCAGCAGUUGCAUUUUUUUACCUCACAAAUAUUUGGUCUGGAAAAAUGCCAUUAUACAUUGUUUGGUUACAAGUUAUUACUUGAAAAAAACAUUAGCUAGCUGUUAAAGGUGUUUUUUUUUUUUUUUUCCUAAUCAACCUUUUCCUUGUGUGUUAGUCAGUUACAUGGAUCUUUUAUUUUAUAUAUAUAGUUAUAUAAAACAAUUCUAAGAAUAAAUUUUAGUUUUCUUGUACUUUAGAAGAUAUCUUGCUGACAUUAAAAAAGUUUCUUUACUAGAUUUAUGUUAAAGGAAUCUGAUAAAGAAGACAUAUCAAAUAUUUAAUAAAGUAGAAAAGAAGUAGAUAAGCUUUUUAUAGCUCUUUUUUGUAGAGGGGGAAAUACAAACUGUUCCAGUUGUUUAUCACUGCUUGUGUCAAAGGGAAUAGUCACUGCCUUGUUUAGAGUCUUUGCUGCCUCAUGCUAAUUUUUUCAGUCAUUGUCCCAGAAAUGAAUACUUUUUGGGUUUUACUAGAAAAAGUUCUUUAUCUUACAUCAUAGUAAAGACUAAUUUUAAUUUUGUCUUUGUACAGUUAAUAUGUUUUUCUUCUUUUUAAAAGAUUACUUAGAGGGCGCCUGGGUGGCUCAGUCGGUUAAGCAUAUGCCUUCGACUCAGGUCAUGAUCCCGGGGUCCUGGGAUGGAGUCCCACAUUGGGCUCCCUGCUCAGCGGGGAGUCUGCUUCUCCCUCUUCCUCUGCCUGCCACUCUCCCUGCUUGGGCUCUCUCUGUGUGUCAAAUAAAUGAAUAAAAUCUUUAAAAAAAGAUUCCUUAGAUUUUGAUUGGUCUUAAUGAAAUGUUGUAGUAUCAAAAUAUCAGGAUAAUUUAAUUUUAUUCAUGUGGUUGCAAAAUAUUAAUUUACAUGGGGGGCGCCAGGUAGGCAAAUGGAUUUUCUUUAGGUGAAAUUAAAUGUGGGUUUGAAAUAGGAAGACUUCCAGUAGAUGGAAUGGAAUUACAUCACGCUGCAAGUUCAGUUACUGUGCUUUUGCUUACUCCAUUAAACUUUCUUCCCUGCAUGCCUUUCAUGCAUUUGAAAAAUGAUAAUUUCCCCAAGGUUUUUAGCAUGGUCGGACAAAAUUCUGUUUUUAUUUUCACUUUCAUCCAGCAUUUAUAUGUAUUUAACUCUUCUGACUGAUAUAUUUGAAAGGCCGAAAAUACCCCCCAUUUUUUAUUUGCUGAAGAAUACUUACUGUAACAUGGUCUGUCGAUGCCUUCAGUAGGGAAAGGUUAAAAUUGAGUAAGUGUCCGGUUUAUACUUGUUUGUUUUUAUAAUAAUUCAAAAUGGUCAGGGAAAUUGUUUUCAAAAAUUAAGCCAAAGGGGGAAAUGCUAAAGGAGCUGAGUUUAGGUAGUACGUUUUAGCAGUUUUGUCAAAAGUACACAUUUUGAGAUUAAAAACUUUGAAGUGCUCUUCUCCAUAUUUGACCAAGAGAUAAGCAUCACUAAAUUAAAAUUGAGUAGCAUGAUCUAGAUACUAUGUUUAGUAUCUUUCGGAAGUGAUAUUUCUAAAUAUUCUUUUUCUCUAUUAAUUCAUGGCUUAUUAAUCAAAUACUGUUUAUAACUCAUUGUUUUCUAGAUACUUUUUCCAGGAGCUGUUGUAUAUAAAUGUAUACGAGAAAUAUAAAUUCUGUACAGAAUACUUAAAAUCACCUGAAGAGACACCUGAAUGUGGGCAGUUGUUUCCAGCCAUUGACUCUUGUAUAUUGGACUUUGUUAUAACUCAUUUGAACUAGAGGUCAUCAUAGUACACAUUGGAUUCGGCUGUAAUGCCAAUAUGUGUUCUGAAAAUCAUCUUACGCACACUUGUGCAAUAAAAAAGCCUUACUAAGACUUUAUGGGAGAAACAGGGUUAGAGCCACAGCACUCCAAAAUUUUAGCAAUGACAACACUUAAGAAUAAAAAUAGGAAUCUAAUAAAAACAGUAGCACAGUUUUAACACCUUUAUUAAAUGGUUAGUAAAUAUUACCAUAAGGAUGGCACUUUGCUCUGAAAAAGACCUGAAGUGUGCCUGUGGAAGUGAGUGUCGGAAGGGUUGUAGUUUGUGGGUUUGGGGAAGGUGGAAGGCGGGGCUGCAAGAAUCUGAGGGCAAGUUGUGACGCCAGGUGUGGGGGGAGUGUGACAGCCCCAGCAGUGAGUGGAGGGCGCUGCUGCUGGUAGGAGGGGGGAGUGUGUGGAUAUUGAGUAUUCCUGCGUGGCUCAGGUCAGCCAUGCGCCGUUUUCUACCUUUAGCCUCAUGUUUCUCCUGUACAAGCCAACUGAAAUUUGCAUUUUGCUCCUGCUGUUUCCUAGUGUAUCAAUCUCCUGCAACAAAUUUGUGGUUUCCAAAUAAUCAUUAUAUCAAAACUGACUCCGAGAGUGAUUUAGAGAAUGAGUGGCUAGUCAUCAUUUAUUUCUAACGUUAGAAAAAUUCCUUUUAAACUUUUAAGUGAUUGAUAAGAAUUAUGGACAUGUAGGACAGAACGCUUUCUUCCUCCUUAGCAGAUUAGAAAGUAUCCCAAUUGAACAUGUGAACACAUUUAGAUUCAAAGAAUUAUAUAUAUUUUAAAUACAGUCUGUGAGAAAUUAUUGCUCUUGGGGCACCUGGGUGGCUCAGUCGGUUAAGUGGCUGCCUUCAUCUUGGGUCAUGAUCUCAGGGUCCUGGGAUUGAGCCCCGGCAUCCGGCUUCUGGCUCAGCGGGGAGUCUGCUUCUCCCUCUCUCUCUGCCCUCCCUCCCUACUCGUACUCUCUCUCUCUCUUAAAUAAAUAAAUAAAAUCUUAAAAAAAAAAAAGUCCUGCCGUCUCCCCACCUCAAAGGGAAAGAAAAGAAAAUUGCAGAUAACCAUCAUUUUCUGACCUAAGUGGGCAUAACCGUUAUGUCAUUAUUUUCAUUGAUUUUUUUUUUUUAAGAUUUAUUUAUUUAUUUGACAGAGACACAGUGAGAGAGGGAACACAAGCAGGGGAGUUUUCAUUUCCUUGAUGAUUUCAACAAUUUGAGGGCAUGUUAUAUCUUAAUUCAGCUGUAGGAAGCACCAAGGUAAACUAGUUCCCGUUUUGCCCUUUCUUGCUUUUCAUUCAUACUUGGGGAAAAUGGCACAUGUACCAAAGAAUGAAGUAAAAUUAAUCAGAAAACCAUGCCCCUUUUUUUCCUUGACAUUUAAGAGUUACAGGAAGAGAGUAAAGAAGAGGCAAUCUUCCCCGCUUCCUUCCUGGACUGUCUUUGAGUGAGACAAAAGGUAGGCAUGGGGUCGGGUUGCAAAGGAAAGGCUGGGAGGAGAGAUUUUUCCCUGGAUGUGGUCAGUUCUUAGGAACUAUAGUGAUGUAGCUCCCUAAAACUUUGGAAGUAAAGGACAUUAAGACUACCCCUUGUGAUUCAAACAAAAAUUAAUACAGAAUGAACCACAGUAGAAGGAUUGGCACCUUAAAGCAGAGAUUAAAAACCAGUGGCUCAACCAAAUCCAGCUAAUAUGUUUUCUUUGGCCUGCAUAGGGUUAGAGUUUUUUAAAAAUAAAUGUUAAGACUAGGUGAUUUCCCAUGAAAAAUACAGAUUUUUUUGCUCCUUGAAAAAAAAAAAAAUCAUGAUUUAACAACACGAGGCCUAUAUUAUUCCCACAGCUGGUUUUGCAUCUCUGGUUUGCCACUGAGCCCUCCAUUUUUUAAAACCUCACCCUUUCCGUUGUCAAAGAGAACUAGAGCCAGAUACUAGUUAAUAUGAUACAGAUUUUAAUCAGAAACUUGCAGUAGAGGAAACGACCUCAGUAUAAAACUGGACUCAAUCCGGAAUAAAAUAACUAGGGAAUUACAGCUAAGAAGCAGAGUAGAACGGGUGUGGGCGAUCCAUAGAUGGACAGUCUCUAAGAAGAGCCAUCAAGGAGGGGGGGUCCUUGCUGAGGGCAGGCCAAGGCAAUCCUCUCGAGGGAGAGGGGGAUUCUCUCUAAACUGACUUAGCAGAAUUCUUGCUAAAGUGAGGUUCUUUAGGCCUGGCAAGGACAGGGACCAUGUCAAGGUCUAGUUGAGAAGAGGGCUUAGAGGAGCCUGACUAAAGUUUGGUCAAAGAGCAUUUUGUUACCACUUCAUUUGUUUUUGCCUGACCCCUGGAGAUACCUGAGGCUUUGAUUCCUGCUUUAAAGAGUGAGUGAAUCUAACGCUGCACCGUCCAAUUGAACUCUUGAGCACUUGUAAUGGGCUAGUGCAAUUAAACUAAAUUUUAAAUCUUUUUUUUUUUUAAGAUUUUAUUCAUUUAUUUGAGAGACUGAGAGAGAAUAUGAGUGGGGGGAGGGAGAGGGAGAAGCAGACUCCCCUGCUGAGCAGGGAGCCUGCCACGGGGCUUGAUCCCAGGACCCUGGGAUCAUGACCUGAGCUGAAGGCAGACGCUUAACUGGCUGAGCCACCCAGGUACCCCACUAAAUUUUAAAUCUUAGUUUUAAUUAAAUUUAAACCUGAAGCAACAUAAAAAUAUUUUCCCCCUUAAACAUAACUUUAUCAUUUCAGUAGGACUGUAUUUCACUGUAACCAUUGGGUCACAAUAUGGUAUUGUUGUAGUGUUUGUGUACUUUAAACUUUUUUAAUGUAGCUACUAGAAAGCUUAACAUUAAAUACGUGUCUCACAUUCUAUUCCUAUUGGACAGUGCUGAUCUAAGGCUUCUAGGACCUGAUCAUGUAAUUCUCAAGAAUAUGUCUGAUGUGAUGAGGCUAGUAGCCUCUAGAGUGGAUUCCCCCAUGAUCCCUUCCUGAUGAUCAUGCCUUGUUUAAUCCCUUUUAAGUGUGGGUAGGACCUGUAACUUUCUAAUAACCAG
Messenger RNA from Mirounga angustirostris (Northern elephant seal), 16436 nucleotides. RefSeq names its product signal transducing adaptor molecule (gene STAM). Lineage: Eukaryota; Metazoa; Chordata; Mammalia; Carnivora; Phocidae. Gene Ontology annotation, biological process: protein transport to vacuole involved in ubiquitin-dependent protein catabolic process via the multivesicular body sorting pathway. Gene Ontology annotation, molecular function: ubiquitin binding; phosphatidylinositol binding. The transcript has 14 exons. Gene Ontology annotation, cellular component: ESCRT-0 complex. The coding region runs from base 687 to 2297 and encodes 536 amino acids. The record is from RefSeq and is a predicted model, not a curated record.